Triplophysa rosa is the source of this 728-nucleotide messenger RNA. RefSeq names its product antimicrobial peptide NK-lysin-like. Gene Ontology annotation, biological process: lipid metabolic process; defense response to bacterium. The transcript has 4 exons. The coding region runs from base 64 to 453 and encodes 129 amino acids. NCBI's taxonomy places the organism in Eukaryota, Metazoa, Chordata, Actinopteri, Cypriniformes, Nemacheilidae. The record is from RefSeq and is a predicted model, not a curated record.
GCUAAGUCAACCACUUUUAUCAGCCUCACAGUGUUCGGGCGGCCGAGGUGUUUGCAAAGCAAGAUGCUCCGCAUGAUCGCUCUCGUUACCCUGCUGGUACACUCAGUGUGCGCUUUUCAAUAUGAGAUGUACAGAAUUCCACUGGAUAAAGAUCUCAUUGAAAUUGAAGAAAGCUCCGGCGAGAUGAUGGCCAAAACGAAUCAAGAGCUUCCUGGUAAGUGUUGGGCAUGUAAGUGGAUUAUGAAAAAGCUGAAGAAACGCAUCUCCGCCGGCGCAACUCAGGAUGACAUUAAAAAGAAGCUAUCAAACGUCUGUGAUGAGAUCGGGUUCCUGAAAUCCAUAUGCAAGGGUUUGGUGAACCAGUAUGUGGGUACUCUGGUUGAAGAACUUUCAACUACAGAUAAUCCAGCCACCAUCUGUAUGAACGUCGGCAUUUGCAAGAAGAGUUUCUAACCUUUAAAUGUACUGUACAAAAACAGCAAUGAUUCAGUAAAUCUGUCUGAAAGUCAUUAUUUUUCCAGUUAUGUUCAGUAAUGUGACGCAGAAAUGACACAUUUUACGUGCCAAGAAAUGCAAAGCGAGUUUAAGGUGUUGCUCAUUGUGGUUUUAUAAACUUCACACAUAGUGUCUAGUGUGAAGACGUGUUGCAUUAUAAUUCACGUUCUUGCAUGUCAUAAACACUUGCCUUUUCUUUUGGCACUGGAAACUUUCUCUGCAGUUAACGGAGA